Molecule: messenger RNA, 1023 nt
Organism: Quercus lobata
Lineage: Eukaryota; Viridiplantae; Streptophyta; Magnoliopsida; Fagales; Fagaceae
Product: zinc finger BED domain-containing protein RICESLEEPER 2-like
Exons: 3
Coding region: 1-1023 (340 amino acids)
Molecular function (GO): DNA binding
Source: RefSeq, a predicted model, not a curated record
AUGGAUGAGACAAUAGUGAAGGUGAGGAAAUUUGUGCGAUAUGUGAGAUCAUCUCCACAAAGACAAAGCACAUUUAAGAUAUGUGUGGAGAAGGAGAAAGUUGACUUUAAAAGUCAGUUAUGCUUAGAUGUGCCCAUUAGGUGGAACUACACCUAUAUUAUGUUGGAGAAGGCUGAAAAGUAUCAAAAGGCUUUUGAGAAAUUGGAGGAAGAAGAUCCAAAUUAUCUUAGGACAAUUAGAGAGGAGGCAAAGGAAGAAGGAAACGAUAGACAUGAGGUUGCUUGGGGAAUGGAUGAUGUGGAUUGGGAAAAGAUUAGGAUCUUUUCAAAAUUUCUUAAAAUUUUCUAUGAUGCAACCUUGCGAUUUUCGGGUGCUAAUUAUGUCAAUAGCAAUUCUUUCUUUUUGGAGCUCAUGUCAAUUCAUGACACAAUUGACUUGGAGUAUGAAAAAUAUAGUUAUUUGUUGAAUAAAAUGGCUGAUUACGUGAAGAACAAAUUUGAAAAGUAUUGGGGGAACUUUGAUAAUAUGAAUCACUUGUUGUAUGUAGGGUUAGUUCUUGAUCCUCGAUACAAGUUGAGGUAUCUGGAGUACUGUUUUGGUACUUUGUAUGAGAACCAAAAGGUUGUUGAUAUGACAAAAAGAGUAAAAGCUGUUUUGGUGGAUAUGUAUAAUGCUUGUGCUCAAAAUCAAGUGGGGAGUAGUAGUGCUAGUGCUGCUGCACAAGCCCAAGGCCAAAAAACAAGUGGACCAAUGGAGGGAGAUGAUUCUAGUGUGGUUGAUGUGAAGGCAAUGAAGAUGAUGGGAUUUAAGAAGCACUUGAAGGAGUUCAUUGUCUCUACUUAUGGUGGAAGCCCUCAUUGUGGUCAAAACUGGCUCCGUCCUUCAGUAGCUCCAAUCAGACUUCAUGUUGCCAUGGAUGAUGUUGAGGAGUUUGAAAAGCUUGAUGGAGAACUUGUAAGUGAUGCUGCAUUAACAUCAGAAUUAGACAUGUCCACACCAACACCUAUUGAAGUUGAUGGUUGA